Staurois parvus is the source of this 603-nucleotide messenger RNA. The record is from the annotation of a GenBank genome assembly. NCBI's taxonomy places the organism in Eukaryota, Metazoa, Chordata, Amphibia, Anura, Ranidae.
GAAAGUGUCUGGACUGGAAGGGGGGAAAGUGUCCGGACUGGAAGGGGGGUGAAAGUGUCUGGACUGGAAGGGGGGAAAGUGUCUGGACUGGAAGGGGGUGAAAGUGUGUCCGGACUGGAAGGGGGUGAAAGUGUCCGGACUGGAAGGGGGGGUGAAAGUGUCCGGACUGGAAGGGGGGGAAAGUGUCUGGACUGGAAGGGGGUGAAAGUGUCUGGACUGGAAGGGGGUGAAAGUGUCCGGACUGGAAGGGGGGGGAAAGUGUCUGGACUGGAAGGGGGGGGGGAAAGUGUGCCGGACUGGAAGGGGGGAAAGUGUCCGGACUGGAAGGGGGGUGAAAGUGUCCGGACUGGAAGGGGGGAUGUGAAAGUGUCCGGACUGGAAGGGGGGGAAAGUGUCCGGACUGGAAGGGGGGGAAAGUGUCCGGACUGGAAGGGGGUGAAAGUGUCCGGACUGGAAGGGGGGGAAAGUGUCCGGACUGGAAGGGGGGGAAGGUGUCCGGACUGGAAGGGGGGAAAGUGUCCGGACUGGAAGGGGGGGGGGAAGUGUCCGGACUGGAAGGGGGGGGGGGAAGUGUCCGGACUGGAAGGGGGGAAAGUGUCCGGA